AUGUCCGUCCUAGGAGCAUCCGAAACAUCCUCCUUCCGUCCAACCCUCCGGGACCUAUCCACUGAUCCGGGCCCUGUUCCUCUACCCCAACCAGACGACCUCAAGGCCAUUCUCGACGCCGAAAUAGCCACGCAUGCUACCAUCCUAACCAUAAUCGGAGACUGCGAGCGUCAGAUCGACGAAUCCUCCGCCUCAGUUUCCCCACAAGAUCCCACAAUCCGCGAUCUCCGUCAUGCGCUCAGUCACGCUCUCCUAGAAGCUAGCCAGUCAAGAACCAGGCAAGUAACCUUGGGCAAGCAACUUCGCGUCGUGUCUCGGCAUCAACGAAGACUUGAGGGGAAUACUUCAGGUUUGGGACUUGCCAUCGACCGCUUUCUUGAGGCGCGCGAUGAAUCAUUGAGGAUGGAAUUUGCGGCAUCAGCGCAGGUAUUUGGCAACGUCGCAAAUGGUGCUCGCAUGGUCGUGAGACAAGUGGUCUCUCUUUGCGAGGGGAUGAUUGGCCAGGGUGCUAUGAUCGGCAGGGCAUGGUCGGAGGUGUGGCAACAGCUGCGUGCAGACUUGUCGGAGGAAGAGAAAGAGGAAGAAGGAAAUCUGGAGGAACGAAAAGGGGAGGAAGAAAAGGCAGAGGAAGAAAAGGAGGAUGAAGAAUGA
Messenger RNA from Letharia lupina, 651 nucleotides. RefSeq lists its product as uncharacterized. Bases 1 to 651 code for a protein of 216 amino acids. NCBI's taxonomy places the organism in Eukaryota, Fungi, Ascomycota, Lecanoromycetes, Lecanorales, Parmeliaceae. The record is from RefSeq and is a predicted model, not a curated record. The transcript has a single exon.